GGAGAAGGCGGGGGAAUGUGUGUAGAGCGCCUCGGGCGCGCAUGCGCAAUGUGGCGGCCAGGAAACUGCUGCUGCCGAUAGUGUUGCUUCCAGCGAAGCGGCUCUGAAGCGGUGCAUCCCUGGUUCGUGUAGCCGAUGCUUUCGGUCCCAGGCUAGUCCUCUCCCCUUCCCCGCCCAGGUGGGGAUGCUGAGCAAAGGGAGGCUGCAGCGCGUGCUCUCCGCCCUCAACAGCCGCAGGAGGAUGAAGCUGCUCAUGGGGCUCGCCUUGGUCGCCUAUGUCGCCUCUGUCUGGGGAAAUGUACUCAACAUAAGGUCUAUCCAAGAUAAUGGUGACCAGAAAGUAGAAAAUAAAAUUGAAGAGGUUGUUGCACCUUUAAGAGAGAAGAUCCAAGAACUGGAGAAAAGUUUUACUCAGAAGUAUCCACCAGUGAAGUUCCUAUCCGAAAAGGAUCGUAAAAGAAUUUUGAUAACUGGAGGAGCAGGGUUUGUGGGUUCUCAUCUUACUGACAAACUAAUGAUGGAUGGCCAUGAAGUUACAGUUGUGGACAACUUCUUUACGGGCAGGAAAAGAAAUGUGGAGCACUGGAUUGGCCAUGAGAACUUUGAACUGAUUAAUCAUGAUGUGGUAGAGCCCCUUUACAUUGAAGUGGACCAGAUUUACCAUCUAGCCUCUCCAGCAUCCCCUCCAAAUUAUAUGUAUAAUCCCAUUAAGACACUAAAAACCAACACGAUCGGGACACUGAACAUGCUGGGGUUAGCAAAACGUGUUGGAGCCCGGCUUUUACUAGCAUCCACAUCUGAAGUGUAUGGAGAUCCUGAGGUUCAUCCACAAAGUGAAGAUUACUGGGGUCAUGUGAAUCCUAUAGGACCCAGAGCAUGUUAUGAUGAAGGAAAAAGAGUUGCUGAAACAAUGUGCUAUGCCUAUAUGAAGCAGGAAGGUGUAGAAGUAAGAGUUGCAAGAAUAUUCAAUACUUUCGGCCCUCGGAUGCACAUGAAUGAUGGCAGAGUUGUCAGUAACUUUAUCCUGCAGGCUCUUCAGGGAGAACCUUUAACUGUCUAUGGGCCUGGCACACAAACUAGAGCAUUCCAAUAUGUCAGUGACCUUGUGAAUGGGCUGGUGGCCUUAAUGAACAGCAAUGUUAGCAGUCCUGUUAAUUUGGGGAACCCAGAAGAGCACUCUAUUCUAGAAUUUGCCCAGUUAAUUAAAAAACUUGUUGGCAGUGGAAGUGAAAUCCAGUUUCUAUCAGAAGCUCAAGACGAUCCUCAGAAAAGGAAGCCUGACAUCAGGAAAGCCAAGUUACUACUUGGUUGGGAACCUGUGGUUCCCUUGGAAGAAGGCUUAAAUAAAGCAAUUCAUUAUUUUCGGAAAGAACUUGAAUAUCAAGCGAAUAAUCAAUAUAUUCCCAAACCAAAACCUGCCAGGAUAAAAAAAGGAAGAACCAGACAUAACUAAGAACUCUUGGACAGGAGAUAAAUUUCCUUACCUUGCAUUUGAGAAGAUGUAAUUUUGUCUUUUUUCAAAAAGACCUCAGAAACAGGUAUCAUGAAGAAGCGAAAACUGGAAUUUCACUCUGAAGCUUGCUUUAAAGAAGUGGAUGUGCCUAAAUAAGAAAACUGCAAUCUUUGCCUUGCACUUUUUAAAAUCUGUCUUUUUAUGUAAAAUAGAAGCAUCUUUUUUAGUAUCUUCAAGUUUUAUAUCUUGCUGUGAGAUCAUUUUGUUGUGACUGUCUUUGACAGUUUUAUUUACUGGUUUCUUUGUGAAGCUGCAGAUGAGAUGGAAAAUGCCAAUUUAUUUAUAAAAGUGUGUACUUUAAGUGAGAGAUACUAUGCAUAAAGGAAAAAAGUUUGCAGUAUUGUCAGGUGACAAACACUGGCAUUUAGUAUUAUAGGAUUAUGAAAACUCUGUAUGAGAGCUUUGUGUAUUCCUUUGAAAUCUGUUUGUUUUUCAAAUGCUUAGUUCUAGUUGCACACUUGAAUUUGAAAAUAUUUUCACUGACUAUUAUGGAUAAAUGCUAUUUUAAAUCACUACUGUGUUGUGCAUACUCUGGGGCAAAAGUUGAUGUAUUAUUGGUUACCAGUGGUUGAAUAUGCUAUUUUAAUAAAAUAUUGAAACUUA
Sceloporus undulatus (fence lizard) is the source of this 2116-nucleotide messenger RNA. It is a transcript of the gene UXS1, whose product is annotated as UDP-glucuronate decarboxylase 1. The transcript is spliced from 15 exons. Gene Ontology annotation, molecular function: NAD+ binding; UDP-glucuronate decarboxylase activity. The coding region runs from base 185 to 1453 and encodes 422 amino acids. Gene Ontology annotation, cellular component: cytoplasm. Gene Ontology annotation, biological process: D-xylose metabolic process. Lineage: Eukaryota; Metazoa; Chordata; Lepidosauria; Squamata; Phrynosomatidae. The record is from RefSeq and is a predicted model, not a curated record.